AUGCUAAACUUUACGGGUCAAACGAAAAAAAGGGUAGUAAACCUAGGAAACAAGCAGAGUAGUGCUGUGAAUUUCCUCGAGCAAACCAGACUACAAAGACAAGCUCGAGAAGAACAACGACAACGAGAACGAGCAGCAAAUAUCCUUCAAGGUUACGUCAAAUGGUACCUUUAUCUUUCGAGAAUUGCAGAGACAAUUGAUCUUCAUCAGGAAAGCAACGAUGUAGUCGAUGAAUAUUCAUUUUCCAGGUAUUUGGCAAGUUUUCUGUUUGUAUGUCGAUGGAAAAGGAGCCUUCCUAGAGAACGAAUUAUUAGUAAUAUCACCGACUUGGCUACUGUGUUGAAGGUACAUGAUGACUUGUUGAAGACCUUGAACAAGUUUCAGGUGGAGAGAAUUGCCAACAAUAUCAUGUUGGUUUUUCACAAAACCGGAAAUGACACCGUUAUCACAGAAGAGGCAUUGAAGAUAUUGUUGAUAAUUCUUCAACAAGAAGUGGCUAACGAGUGCUUGUUUCCCAAUGUCAUUCUGGGAUUGCAGAGACUCAUACCCACCACAUUGUCUCAAGAAAAACUCGACACUAUAACCAAUAUAAUCUUUGCUAUCAAUGUUAGAGAUAGCCCUCAAGCAUUUAUUUCCUUUUUAUGUGGAAGAAACCUUCACUUGAGAACAAGCGAUUUCCGCAAGUCAAUUUUGUACUCCACGAUACCCAACAACAUAAGCAUUAUCCAAUCACUUGAACCAGCACAAAAAGUUCAGCUCCUUUUGAACAUCCUUACACUAACACCCAUCACCUCCCGCAAACAAAUCGGGCCAUCGGACUAUAUCAUCAUUGGAACUGUCCUCUCUACUAUUUCUUUUGCUUUGUCAGACCGUGUUCGAGACGAAGAUGACUCCGAUAGUACACAAGAGCACAACAUCAUUGGCGUAGACAACGAGAGCAUCAAAGAAAUCAAACUUUUGUAUUCGUCUGCGUUCAUUGAAAACGCUAUAGAAUUCUUUACCAACUCCCAGAAUGAGCUGAGUAAAUUUGUUUUAUACAUUUUCUCAUCUCUCCUCUUCUUGAUCCCUCCAGAGAAGAAAAAGUUAUGCAUGAUGAUCACUAUAACCCCUGGGUCGUACAAAUGGUUUUUCAACCAACUUUGUCACCAUGAAUUGUACGUAAAUUUCAAGACAAUUCUUGCCCGCAAAGACUACCUUGACUCGCAAGACUUGAAUUCUGUAUUUCAAGCUUUGUCGCCGGCAAGUGUGGCUGAUUUCUGGAAGAUGUUAUACACUUUUGAAGAAUUGUAUUCCUACUGGUUGAUAGUAUCAAACGAUACUGAGAGUUUCUCUGAUGACAAGUUAAACUUGGAGAGUAUCGUUGACUUUAUGGAGUUUCUGAAAGGUUUAUGUCUCACUUUUAUUUUCAGUAACGGCCCUAUUUGUGAUAAUUUCGACAAAAUCAAGUCCAUUUCAAUCUCAUUAUUGAAUCAGCUAUACUCCAAAAACACUAGAUUGCAAUUUCUCGAUAGCCGUUUCUGGGAAACGAAAAACUUCAACGACAAUAUUGACUCGUUGAUCGAGAUCAUUGCCGAGGGCCACGAGCGCCUGACGAUGAACGACGACAUGAGCGACGAAGAAGGUUCACAGCCCAUUUUUGGAUCAAGAACCAAAAUCACGAACGACUCUCAGGCAAGACUUGAAGUUUUGGCCAAGAUGCCGUUUAUUAUUCCUUUCAAAAGCAGAGUACGAGUGUUUCAACGCCUUAUAGAGUUAGACCGCGAGAGAAACGCCCCGGUGUCGUACUUUGGACCACGCACCACAUUGAAGGCUGACAUUCGAAGGGAGUUCAUAUUAGAAGAUGCAUUCAACAAUUUUAACAAUAUUGGGCAGAAUUUCAAAAAUCCUUUGAGUGUUACAUUUUUCAACGAGUAUGGACAAGAAGCUGGAAUUGAUGGUGGUGGAAUUACGAAAGAGUUCCUCACGUCAGUGGUACAAGAGGGAUUUCUUCCAGGAGGGCAAUUUGAUUUGUUCAAAGAGACAGCUACCAAUAAUCAGCUUUAUCCCAAUGACGAAAUCUUCAAAAAGUUGAGGAUGAAUUACAAUGUACCAGAACAAAAGUUAAAGCUUGAAUAUCUUCGUUUCUUGGGCGCGAUAGUGGGCAAAUGCUUGUAUGAGAACGUACUUAUAGACGUUUCGUUUGCACCAUUCUUCAUCAACAAGUGGAGCAAUGUGGCUCAUUUGAUGAAAAGCUCGAUCAACGAUUUGCGAAGUCUCGAUGAAGAACUUUUCAGUAAUCUUUUGAAACUCAACUCAAUGAGUGAUCAAGAGCUAGUAGAACUUGAUUUGAACUUUAUGAUAGAAGAGCAGGUCUCGGGAAAGAAAUUCAUUUAUGACCUCAUGCCUCCCAAUGGAAGAAAUACCCAAGUCAACCAUAAUAAUCGAUUGAACUAUAUUCAUCAGGUAUCGAACUUCAAGUUGAAUCAGUCUUUACAUUUGCAGACCAAGUAUUUUGUGGAGGGUUUGUUUGAGAUGAUUUCCGCCGCCUGGCUCACAAUGUUCGAUCCUAUAGAAUUACAAAUGUUAAUUUCUGGUGGAGAACAGGAUAUCAAUAUCGAUGAUUGGAAAGACAACGUUGAGUAUGGAGGAUAUUUUGAUGACGACUUGACAAUUGUGUAUUUCUGGGAGGUUGUUAAAGAGAUGUCCCCUCAAGAACGAUUCAAAUUGGUCAAAUUUGUCACAUCGGUAUCGAGAGCGCCGCUUUUAGGAUUCCAAUCUCUCACUCCAAAAUUUGGUAUUCGCAACUCUGGUCGCGAGAUUGAUCGUCUUCCAACAGCAUCUACAUGUGUCAAUCUUUUGAAAUUGCCAGACUACCAGGACAAAGAACUCAUACGUUCCAAAUUGCUAUAUGCAAUUAAUAUGGGAGCUGGUUUUGAUUUAUCGUAA
This is a messenger RNA of Meyerozyma guilliermondii ATCC 6260, 2925 nucleotides long. Its product is annotated as ubiquitin-ubiquitin ligase. Gene Ontology annotation, molecular function: ubiquitin protein ligase activity. Gene Ontology annotation, biological process: ubiquitin-dependent protein catabolic process; protein polyubiquitination. The transcript has a single exon. NCBI's taxonomy places the organism in Eukaryota, Fungi, Ascomycota, Pichiomycetes, Serinales, Debaryomycetaceae. Bases 1 to 2925 code for a protein of 974 amino acids. The record is from RefSeq and is a predicted model, not a curated record.